AUGCCUGAAACAUGUAUGUCUAGUGUUCAAAAAAUUGGCAAGUUGAAUCCAGGAUUUCGAGGAUCUCACAUGGAUUGGGUUGAUAAUGAUGGGUUGCUUCUGAUAUCCAAUAACUCAAAUUUUGGAUUCGGCUUUUCUACCACCCAAGAUGCCACUUUAGUUCUGCUUGUAAUUGUUCACAUUAGCAGUUCAACAAUACUUUGGUCUGCAAAUCGAGCCUCCCCAGUUCAAAAUUCCGAUGACUUUGUGUUUGAUGAUAGCGGAAAUGCUUACUUAGAGAGUGGUGGAAAUGUAAUUUGGUCUACUGAUACUGCCAAGAAAGGAGUUUCUGCAGUUGAAUUGCAGGACUCAGGAAAUCUGGUAUUGAUUGGGAAUGAUAGUAGUGUAUUUUGGCAGAGUUUUAGCCAUCCCACAGAUACCCUUUUGUCAAACCAACAAUUCAUUGAAGGAAUGAAACUUGUAAGCAAUCCAAACCCCAAUAAUUUGAGCUAUGCACUGGAAAUCAAGUCUGGAGAUGUGUUUCUCUCUGCCAGAUUCCGAACUCCACAGCCUUAUUGGUCUAUGGGAAAGGAUAACAGAAGAACUAUCAACCAAGAUGGUGGGGCUGUCACUGUGGCAACUCUUGAUGCUAAUUCAUGGAGGUUUUAUGAUCAAAACAGAUUGUUUCUCUGGCAGUUUAUUUUCUCAGAUAGUACUGAUGCAAAUGCCACUUGGAUCGCGGUAUUAGGGGCUGAUGGCUUUCUCUCCUUCAUCAAUCUUCAAACCGGAGGCCAGACCAAUACUUCUCCAACAAAAAUACCAAAUGAUUCGUGUAGUAGACCUGAAGCCUGUGAUCCAUUUUAUGUCUGUUACAGUGGCAACAGGUGCCAGUGCCUUUCUGGCCUCAACUCAUCAUGCAAAACGGGGAUUGUCUCUCCCUGCAAUCAAUCAAAAGGUUCUAUGGAGCUUGUGAAUGCUGGUGAUAGGCUUGGCUAUUUUGCGCUCGAGUUUGUUUCACCAUCUUCCAAAACAGAUUUGAAUGGUUGCAAAGCCUCUUGCCUUGGUAAUUGCUCGUGCCUCGCCUUGUUCUUUGACAGAAGUUCAGGCCAUUGCUUUCUUUUUGAUGAGUUAGGAAGCUUGCAAGGAUCCAGCAAUGGUACUGGUUUUGCUUCAUAUAUCAAGGUUUCAACUACUUUGGCCAAUGGGGAAAACCCUGAAGGGAGUGGAAGCAAACGCCUUCUUGUUGUCAUAAUCAUAGUUGUUUCAACGGUACUUGUUAUUUUCGGUCUACUUGUAGCAGGAGUUUAUUACUAUAGGCAGAAGAAUGGGAAAUUGCCAGACUCUCCUGAAGAAGCAUCUGAAGAUGAAAAUUUCUUGGAGGGUAUAUCCGGGAUGCCAAUCCGUUUCAGCUACAAAGAUCUUCAAACUGCUACAAAUAACUUCACUGUUAAACUUGGACAAGGAGGGUUUGGCUCAGUUUAUCAAGGGGUUCUUCCCGAUGGAUCUCGAUUGGCUGUGAAGAAAUUGGAAGGAGUUGGCCAGGGAAAGAAAGAAUUCCGAGCUGAAGUUAGUAUCAUUGGCAGCAUCCAUCAUUACCACUUGGUGAGGCUCAAAGGCUUUUGUGCUGAAGGAACCCACAGGCUCCUUGUUUAUGAGUAUAUGGCAAAUGGUUCUUUAGAGAAAUGGCUCUUCAAACAAAAAGAAGAUAUGAUGUUAGAUUGGGACACGAGAUACAAUAUUGCAUUGGGGACAGCCAAAGGACUGGCUUAUCUCCAUGAGGAUUGUGAUGUGAAGGUUGUUCAUUGUGACGUAAAACCUGAAAAUGUGUUGCUUGAUGAUAACUACCUUGCCAAAGUCUCCGAUUUUGGCCUUGCCAAGCUAAUGACCAAAGAGCAAAGCAAUGUUUUCACCACACUCAGGGGCACCAGGGGUUACCUUGCCCCGGAAUGGAUCAUGAACUAUGCCAUAUCAGAGAAGAGCGAUGUGUACAGUUUUGGAAUGGUGUUGCUUGAGAUCAUUGGCGGAAGAAAAAACUAUGACCCCUCGGAAACGUCAGACAAAUCCCAUUUUCCAUCCUAUGCUUUUAAGAUGAUGGAAGAAGGAAAAUUGAGGGAAAUUUUUGAUUCGAAGAUGAAGAUAGAUGAAGAGGAUGAAAGGGUAGACAUAGCAAUGAAAGUUGCCUUGUGGUGUAUACAGGAUGAUAUGUGCCUAAGACCACCAAUGAUAAAAGUGGUGCAAAUGCUUGAAGGCCUCUGUCCUGUCCCUCCACCACCACUUUCUUCCCCAAUGGGUUCUCGCCUCUACUCAAAUUUGUGCAAGACGAUGAGCGGGGAGGGCACGUUGUCGCAGCCAUCAGACUGCAACACGGAUGCUUAUCUCUCUGCUGCAAGACUCUCAGGGCCAAGAUAG
Molecule: messenger RNA, 2388 nt
Organism: Ilex paraguariensis (yerba mate)
Lineage: Eukaryota; Viridiplantae; Streptophyta; Magnoliopsida; Aquifoliales; Aquifoliaceae
Source: the annotation of a GenBank genome assembly